AUGAGUUAUCCUUCGAUCUCAUUUCGAUUCGCCUUAUUCCUCACAUUUUCUCUCACGGCGUCAUCAUCCUUGCCACCGUUACCGUUUUCUUGGAAGCGUAACGUUCCCUCGUCCUCUUCCACUUCCAAAGCAACUCCCUCUGACUUGUUGUCUCUCUUGGGUUCCAAACAUCAGUCCUCAGCUGUGAAUCCCUUGGUAGCACGUGAGCUCAAAUCAUGCUUCAAAUUCCUCGUUCCUUUCUAUCCAGUAGAGUCUCCUCACCGGAAGUUGGGCUUGGGCCGCCCCAAACUCAUCGGUCCAAGUCUGAGAGAGCAGAACGAGUUUAUUUGGUGGCCGCCUGAACCCGUUUUGGAGCUGGCGCGUCUCGCCGUCGAAUCUGGCGGCGAGCCCGACGCUAUUAAUCGCCUUCUCGACCCAACCAUUAACCCCGUACCUGAUUGUGAAGGAUCAAAGGAAGAACGGUGUGAACUCACCAGAACUCCCUAUGGCAGACGCUUCAUUUGUGAGGAACUGAACCUGUAUCUGCAGUUUUUGUUUGAACUCAUUAUUGAUCGAGGUCCUUCAGUUGGGUUGGAUGUUACCUUGAACCGGUUUGAUCUGUUCCAUGGUCACCUUUUUCUAGCGGUAGACUCUGGAAGACUUGGUAUCUUAUUCCAUGCAAAGGAAUACCCAGCGUAUGAUAAACAAGUGUUCCCGUACAACAUGGGUUUUUGUCAGAGAGGGUCCAAUGUGACAUACGAUGAUUCAAUGAACCUGAGAAAUAUUCUCUGGUUGGCUCCAAUGCCUGGUGAUUCUGACGAAUCUUGGGUGGCACCGGGUGUUCUGGUAGUGCUGGAUGCUUGUCCUGAUGGAAUCAUAUACAGAGAUCUAAUACCUGAUUAUGUAAAUUUUGCAAGGACUAUAUAUGAAGAUGAUCUUGGGAAUGUUGCUGUUGAUGUGAACUACUUGAAUGUUGGAUCUGAAACCGGAAAUUAUCAAAUAUUCAUAUGCUGA
Molecule: messenger RNA, 993 nt
Organism: Sphenostylis stenocarpa
Lineage: Eukaryota; Viridiplantae; Streptophyta; Magnoliopsida; Fabales; Fabaceae
Source: the annotation of a GenBank genome assembly